Messenger RNA from Ornithorhynchus anatinus (platypus), 1530 nucleotides. RefSeq names its product transmembrane protein 237 (gene TMEM237). Gene Ontology annotation, cellular component: ciliary transition zone. The record is from RefSeq and is a predicted model, not a curated record. The coding region runs from base 51 to 1313 and encodes 420 amino acids. NCBI's taxonomy places the organism in Eukaryota, Metazoa, Chordata, Mammalia, Monotremata, Ornithorhynchidae. Gene Ontology annotation, biological process: cilium assembly. The transcript is spliced from 13 exons.
AGCAGGAGGAGGAGGAGGAGGAGGCGGCGCGCUGAGGAGGCUGCGGCGCCAUGGGCCCGGGAGCGGAGGACGAAGAGAAGGACGAGCGUCCGCCACGGGCCCUUCCACCAGUACCGAGCGCAAAUCGAGAUGGCGUUCCACUUGGUCGUCCAAAAAGGAAGAAAGCCAGAACCAAAAACGCACAAGACAACGCCUCCUCGGAGGGCCUCGCCCAGGCGACCGUCCGGCGUCCCUCGGACAGCAGCGAACCUCUGACGCCCGACCGCCUGGAUCAUUCAGACGCCCCCCUGCAGAGGAAACGCAAGAAGAAGAAAACGCCUCUCGAAUCCGAGACCUCGUUCGGCCCGGCGGGACACCCGGCUGCCACGGCCGUGCCGAAGGAAAACGGCCCCGAUCGGGAGCCGGGAGAGGAGGAGGCCGCUGACGCUGUUCAUGGAGCAACCACUGCCGCUCGCAAGUCUCGCAAAAAAGCCAAGGAGCCCCGCCCGCCGGAGAGUCGGCCGGCCAACGAGUUGGGAGUGGAAGAGGAGGACGUCGGCGGCGGCGAGCACGCCCGCCUGGACCCGCGGUGUCCGUUGGGCGCGCCCGCGAGCGUCAGUCAGCCCGUGGGAAAAGUGUUCGUGGAAAAGAGCCGACGCUUCCAGGCGGCCGAUCGCUCCGAGUUGGCUAAAGCCCCCGAGAACGUCGACGUGCUGAUGGAUGUCAAGCCUCCCUGGACAACUAGAGACGUGGCUCUUUCAGUGCACCGAGGGUUCAGGUUCAGGACGGUCGGUCUCUUUUGCCACGGCUUCCUGGCCGGCUACGCCGUGUGGAACGUGAUUGUGAUUUACGUCCUGGCGGGAGAAGGGUCGUCCGACGUGUCCGGUUUCCUGCGGCAGUAUAAGACUUUAGUCUACCCCGCUCAGAGCCUCCUCUACUUGCUCCUGGCUCUCAGCACAGUUUCAGCCUUUGACAGGAUCGACUUGGCGAAAGCCUCCGUGGCAUUUCGUGGCUUUGUGUCUCUGGACCCAACAGCCUUGGCAUCUUUCCUCUACUUUGCCGCUCUCACCCUGUCUCUGAGCCAGCAGAUGACGAGUGACCGAAUCCACCUUUACACACCUCCGUCCACGAACGGCAGCCUCUGGGUGACGGGGACAGAGGGGCAAGUUGUCCGGCCCUGGAUUGUGGUGAAUCUGGUGGUGGCUCUGCUGGCUGGACUGUCUUGGAUUUUCCUGUCCUACAGGCCGGACCUGGACCUCAGCGAAGAACUGAUGUUCUCCUCUGAACUACAGGAAUAUCCUGAACUGGAUAAGAGACUCAGAGUCCCUUCGUAAUGUUGGAAAUCCAUCCUUCAAGGUUGAGUGAUCCAGUAUUUUGCAAAAUGUCAUUUUUCUAUGAGGUCCUUUACACUAUAUUUUUAAUCUGAUGUUUGGAUCGGCUGUUCGUACAGUUGGAAAAAGAAUCAUCCGUGACGAUAUUAAAACAGCCAGAUUCCGUACCGUCUUUGUAAACUUAUGCGGAGAAAAUAAAAGUAGACUUUAGUAUGUGAAA